UAAAGUUAAUUAAGUUAAUAAAUAUCACAUUAGUUGUCCAUUGAGAGAAGCCUACAUGAAAGAUGUGCUGGUAAGGUCAUGUAGGCCCUGAACUUUCCAAAUAUACCACUAAAAGAGAAAAAUGUGACCAAGUGCGGCCUGGGCUGUGAGCACCUGCUUUAUGAAUAAAGGCAACUGAGUAAAAAUCUUUGACAGGAGAUAAUUGCCGAGAGGAGAGUGUAUGUUAAGGAACAGAUAAAAUCUGUAACAGGAGUUGUGCAGGCAGCUACCUGCUAAAAGACUAUGGUUGUGUGCAGUGCCCCUCAAAUAAUGGGGCUGCUCCACAUGCCAGCUCAAAACAAGAAUCUGGACGUGGGAGAAGCAAGUUUUGGAGCAGCAAAGUUAAUUCUCGUUUGUGAGGACAGUGGUGAGCCAGCCUGUGCCUGAUUGGUGAAUCCUGAGUUGCCAGGAGGAGACACACAAGACACGGAGGAGUGAGACUGAAGUCGCUUGACAUCACUGAUCCCUACAGGGAUAACCGAAUCCAAGUCAAAAGGCAAUAUGUCGUGGGGUGCUGAAGAGGAGAGCUGGGAUUUAAAAAGCACCCUUUCCUUUAUGAUUUGAGGCCUGGGAGGUGGAGGGGUCAUAGCACAGAGAUAAGCAGGCACAACAGAGAACUGCACCUGGAAAUUUUGAUGCCAGCUGUUUGCCUUGCGCCUUUGGAAGUCAUAAGGGCUUUACAACACAGGGAGUAAAAGAGGGCUUGGCACAUGGAAGGCCCAGGAUUUCUGGAUAACCAGGGAAAUGCUGCAAGAGCUGUGGAGAAGGAUCCCUGGUGAUGGAAGUUGGGGCCAAGGCCAAAGCACAGCAAGAAGGCAGACAGAAACCAGGCCUUUUGGGAAUCAGCCUCUCGGGGAGCCGAGAAACUUUUCCACCGCGAUGGGAAAUCUCUUCUCCCUCUUUUUCCUCCCUGCAGCUCUUGGAGGCGGGGGAGCCGAGCCGCUGCUGCUCGGGUAGCCGCCGCUCCCAGCUCCCCGCGCUGGCCUUACGGCAUGGAGACGAGCUUCCCGAACAGCCCGGCCUUCGCCCUCCCCGCCGGGCAGGGCAGCCUGGCCCGGGCGGGGGACCCGCCCAGACGAGGGUACCCAAGGCGCGGCCACCGCCCUUCUGCCCUCCCCGCUAUAAGAGCGGCGGCGGCGGGACCUCUCCUGCGCGGCUGGAAGCAGGCAUGUCGUCCGUCAGGAUCGAGUGCGUUGCCAACGAGGGCUACAGGAUCGGGGAGUCGCCCGUGUGGGACGAGAAGGAAGGCGCGCUCCUGUACGUGGACAUCUCGGGUAGGAAGGUGUGCCGCUGGAGCCCGGUGACCAGGCAAGCUCAGGCCAUCACCGUGGAUGCUCCUGUGAGCUCUGUGGCUCUUCGGAAAUCUGGAGACUAUGUCAUCACCCUGGGAACCAAGUUUGCUGCUUUGAAGUGGAAAGAGGAGCAGGUAACCACCAUUACUCAAGUGGACAAGGACAAACCGAAUAACCGAUUCAAUGAUGGGAAGGUGGAUCCUGCAGGGAGGUAUUUCGCAGGUACAAUGGCUGAGGAGACUCGGCCUGCCGUGCUGGAAAGACACCAGGGCUCUCUGUAUACACUUUUCUCUGACCUCUCAGUGGUGAAGCACUUUGAUCAGGUGGACAUUUCCAAUGGGCUGGACUGGUCGCUAGAUCACAAAACCUUCUUUUACAUCGACAGCUUGUCCUAUUCGGUGGAUGCCUUUGAUUAUGACCUCCAAACUGGAAAAAUUGGCAACCGUAGGAGUAUAUACAAACUGGAAAAAGAGGAGAGCAUUCCUGAUGGGAUGUGCAUUGAUACAGAAGGCAAACUUUGGGUAGCUUGUUAUAAUGGUGGGAGAGUGAUUCGUCUUGACCCUGAGACAGGGAAAAGACUCCAGACUGUGAAACUUCCAGUUGACAAAACAACUUCGUGCUGUUUUGGAGGAAAGGAUUAUUCAGAAAUGUAUGUGACUUCUGCCAGUGAUGGGAUGGAUAAAGAGUGGCUUUCACGACAGCCACAGGCUGGUGGGAUUUUCAAGAUAACAGGACUGGGGGUGAAAGGAGUCCCACCAUAUCCAUUUGCAGGUUAAAUACACACUCUUCAGAAUGUAUUAGAGAAGACCGAUGUACACAGGACAAGUCUGAAGGUCUUAUUCUGGUGUUCAGCAUCUUUUGCUUUGAAACCAUAACACCAUUAUAAUAGUUCAUCAAGAAAGCAUGAAAAACUACUGAAAUGCAUGGAAUAUUUUAAAACUGAUCUUUUCUCUCCCUUUAAAUUUACUUUAAAUAUGUGAUGGUACUUUUUCCUGUUGUGCUAAAAAGAUUCGUAUCCUAAUAAGCUUCUAUUGUAAUUCUAUUUUAUGAUUAAAAAUAUUUUAAUAUCGUU
Pipra filicauda (Wire-tailed manakin) is the source of this 2403-nucleotide messenger RNA. RefSeq names its product regucalcin. Lineage: Eukaryota; Metazoa; Chordata; Aves; Passeriformes; Pipridae. The record is from RefSeq and is a predicted model, not a curated record. Gene Ontology annotation, molecular function: enzyme regulator activity; gluconolactonase activity; calcium ion binding. Gene Ontology annotation, biological process: L-ascorbic acid biosynthetic process. The transcript is spliced from 7 exons. Bases 818 to 2107 code for a protein of 429 amino acids.